Molecule: messenger RNA, 1445 nt
Organism: Pollicipes pollicipes
Lineage: Eukaryota; Metazoa; Arthropoda; Thecostraca; Pollicipedomorpha; Pollicipedidae
Product: tensin-2
Exons: 11
Coding region: 321-1445 (374 amino acids)
Cellular component (GO): focal adhesion
Source: RefSeq, a predicted model, not a curated record
GGCGGGGCCGCAAAGUGCUGCGCGAAUCGCGGUCGAGGGUGCGCCAUGAGCUGGGGCGUAGACAGCUGAGAGGGAGCCGGUUGGCCAGAGUCACGUGGCGCGACGGCAACCUGUUUCUACGGAACUGGCGGCGCUCGGCCAAGCGCCGGCCGCGGUAGUCUGCCGCUGCAGCGGAGCGCGGAGGAGGCGGCGAGCCACGUGUGAAGUGUGAGCGGCGCGACCGGUGAGCGGCGGUGACCUCAGGUCAGCGGCGGCGCCGGCGAGAGUGGCGCCGUGUGAGUAAACCCGGGCCGGGAGAUGGGCCCGUUGCGACGCGGGGUAUGAAUCCCGCCAGGAGCUACGAGUCUGUCAGCGAGCUCCAGCUGCCUGCGGGCUGCGCGGAGCAGGUCGGCCAGGCGCCGGCCUCGUCACAGCAGGGUGACAUAUCACUGCAAUGCCACGCCUUCAAGAGCAAGCUGUUCAGGAAGAAGCGAACGUGCAACGUGUGCCACCAGACCAUCAACACACAGGGCAGCUCGUGCCGAGUGUGCAAAUAUGCCUGCCACAAGAGCUGCGAGCCGAAGGCGUCAUCUCACUGCAACGAGUCAGGAGGUCGGGAGCGGGCCGGGGCCGGUCAACGCUCCCGCGACCCCACACCGGAGCGCUACCAGGGCAACCAGGCCUGGCAAAUCUACCAUUCGCACAGGCAGCAGGAGGGGGCUGCGGCCCCGUCGCUCCAGAAUGACCCACUAGCGAAACCACGGCAGCCACCAACUAAACCGCUCCCUCAGGGCAGGUUGGUGGCUGGGCGGAGGUCUCGGGAGCGGCCAGGUCAGACCAGCAUGGAGCUCAACUUCGUCACCCAGCGCGUGAUGGCGCUCUGCUUUCCACCGGGCGUUGAUGCUGCCACCUACCGGGAAAAUCUACGGGAAGUGGCGCAGAUGCUGCAGACCAAGCACGGCGACAGCUACAUGAUCUUCAACCUGUCGGAGCGCCGUCCGGAGCUGUCGGAGCUGCACCGCCAGGUGGCCGAGUACGGCUGGCCCGAGACGCUGGCGCCGCCGCUCGACAAGCUCUGCAGCAUCUGCAAGGCCAUCGACAGCUGGACGGCUGCCCAGCCGCACAACGUGGCGGUGCUGCACUCUCGCGGCGACAGCGGCGACAGAGGCGGCUGGGACCGGAUUGGCGUGGUCGUCAGCGCGUACAUCCACUACUUCCAACAUCUGCCGCAGUACGUCAACUACUUCGCCGGCCUGCUGUCGGGCCUGAUCCAGAUCAACAGUAGCCCCCUGGGUCUGCACCACCUGGUGCUGGUGGGCUCGCCGCAGCUGCGGCCCGCCGGCGGCUGUCGCAUCUUCGUCCGCGUCUACCAGGGCAUGGUGCCGGUCUGGACGUCCGCCGUCUACAGCGUCGACGACCGCGCCAAGUACACCGUCAUCAGCCGCCCACAACUGCGCCUGACCUGA